AUGGAAUCGAGUCCAAGGUACGCCCGGGUGGAGGAAAGUCGAGAUGAUCUGGCGCUGGUGCGUCAUGGCAGCGUCAUGUUCUCUCCAUCACCACAUGCACCGUUACGUAGUUUUACGACUGAAGAUUUGCCGUCAGUUAAGUCGUUUGUGUCCAUGUCCGACGCCAUCGGAGAUACCAAGAAACGCUCGGGCUCGUAUAUCUUUGAGAGCAGUCGUUUGGCCAUAAUAAAGGGCAUACAGGGUGUAGGACUUGAUCGUGUCGUGGAUAAGAUGCACAAGGUCUUUACACCUGAUGACUCGGAGCGCGUCCUGCGUGCUGAGUGGCUCGUAGUCGAAACGGAAGAACAACAGCUUCAGGAGCUCCAGGAAGUCGUGCACAGGCUUCAAAAAGCUUUUAAAUUCUCUAAUCGAUUGCGGACGCUCGUGAAAUUGGCCAAUAGUACACUGGUCAAGUGUGACGAGCUAGUGGAGCGCAGUCAAGCGCAUCUGGAGCAUUGCAACCUCAUGUUUGCCCAGUUUGUUAAUGAGAUCGCCACACUGACUGACUAUUUGAGUAAAUUGAGAGAGGCGGUGAUCCCGUCGCAGCAUACAAACAAUCAUAAUGAGGAGAAGAGACACGCACGACGAGCAGAGUGGGCGCUCACGCGCAUGGCGCAGAGUGCGCAGGCGAUGGUCGCUGAAAUGAAGGAGAGUCUGGAUGAGCUCGAUGAUCUCACCAGUGAGUGCACAAAGCUUAUGGUGCAGAGUAUCACGCUGUUACAUAUGAGAGGACGCUCUGCGGAUUUCAGUGGCACAGGAGUUGCAGCCGGUGCGGCUGGUGUAGUGGCCGGAGCUGUCGUGGGUGUUGCUGGAGUGUUUGCUGCUCCAGCGACUGGUGGACUAAGUGUGCCGAUCUCACUGGCCGGAAAGAGUUUGUUCUUGUCAGGUAUAGCAGCGCUGACUCCGUCCAGUAUCAUGCUCAGUCGUCAAAGCCAACAACUCAGUGGACUGUCGCUGCUGGUGGUAAACCUCAAGUCGUGUCUAGAGAUCAUGAAUCAGAAGCGGGAAGAGAUGGCAGUGGCAUUCGCAGCAGUCGAAAGUCUCGACCUUGAUAUUAAGCAAGCGACAGAUUUUUGUCAGGAUGCCAUUGAGUUGGAGAUCUCCAUUUACGAGAGUUCGUGGGGUUUUAUUGAAGAUAUCAGCGUGAAGCUCAUGACGCUCAAUCAAUCGGUGGAAAUGUUUCAGGCGUCACCAAGUAUCUGGCAUUUUUGCAAGUCAGAAGACGCCAUGUACCAAUAUCUUCUCGCCGAAGAGGAAGAAAGUUGA
Messenger RNA from Peronospora farinosa, 1305 nucleotides. Lineage: Eukaryota; Oomycota; Peronosporomycetes; Peronosporales; Peronosporaceae. The record is from the annotation of a GenBank genome assembly.